Fusarium verticillioides 7600 is the source of this 4878-nucleotide messenger RNA. RefSeq lists its product as hypothetical. The transcript is spliced from 4 exons. The record is from RefSeq and is a predicted model, not a curated record. Bases 65 to 1552 code for a protein of 495 amino acids. Lineage: Eukaryota; Fungi; Ascomycota; Sordariomycetes; Hypocreales; Nectriaceae.
CAUGAAGGUCACCGUCAUAUGAGAAGAGCCUGUAACAAUCUUCUCUCUUUCACCAACCACCAUCAUGUCGGUCGAUCCGCAGCAGCUGUUGGACACGCUCUCGAGCCAGGUUCGCCAAUACGCCGACGUUGCUUCCGAAUUCAUUGAUAAGAAUGUCGACCGCGCCGCCGUAGUUGUCAGAGAGACUCUGUCCAGCUCGGAAUGGGUGCCAGAGUCUGUCAGGCCUAAGCCUGCGGUGAAAGAAGUGGUGGCAGUCGUUUCUUUGGGGCGCUUCGAAAGGCUCCAGAACUGGAUUGCCGAGCACAAAAUCUUGACUGGAAUGAUUGUCUUGACCUGCGGAACCGUCGUUUAUAAAGGAUACUAUGAAAGUCGCUCAAUGAGGAAAACAAGACGAGCGAGAAGGGCACGAAAUGGCGGGCGCACUGAUGUCGUCGUUAUCGCCGGAUCCCCAUCUCUUCCUUUGACAAGGUCUUUGUCUUUGGAUAUGGAGAGACGGGGUUUUAUCGUCUUCAUCGUUUGCAACGCCGCAGAAGACGAAUCCAUGGUUCAGGCUAUGAAGCGACCCGAUGUUCGACCUCUGAGCAUUGAUACCACUGAUCCUCCUAACGCUGGUUCUGCCAUCGAACAUUUUGCCCACUUCCUCCAGUCACCUCAGGCUCCUGGCCCUGGAAUGAAGCCCAACCAGCUCACUCUGAAAUCCGUUAUCCUGAUCCCGAGCCUCCACUACCAGACGUCUCCUAUCGCAACAAUCCCACCAUCUAGCUUUGCCGAUCUUUUCAAUACCCACCUCCUCCAGCCCAUCCUUACAAUCCAGGCUUUCCUACCACUACUCACAUCCCGCUUGAACCCCAUCGGAGAAAAAUGGAUUCCUCCCAAGGUUCUUGUCUUUACUCCCUCUAUUAUUUCCUCAAUCAACCCCCCAUUUCAUGCGCCUGAGGCUACCGUUUGCUCGGCCCUGUCCGCUUUCACGGAAGUCCUCACCGCCGAACUUAGACCCCUCGAUAUUCCGGUUACCCACAUGCAGCUCGGCACGUUCGACUUCUCCAGUUUCGUCCCGACUCGUGGCGGUCCCAACCAAGGCCUCGUCACCGCAGGAAAUCCCGAGUCUCCUCUUGUCUGGCCUGAGGGCGCCCGACACGUGUAUGCUCGAAACUUUGUCGCACAAACUAGCUCUGCCAUCUCCGGAGGUCGUAUCCGUGGACUGAAGGGAAGCUCGCUUCGACGCCUCCACAACUCUGUUUUUGAUGUGAUUGAUGGUUCCAUCACUGCUGAUACCGUACGAGUUGGCCUCGGUGCCAGCGUGUAUGGCUUCGUUGGACGAUGGGCCCCGCGAGGUCUCGUCUCAUGGAUGAUGGGCAUCCGCCGAGUUGACGAGCUCUCCACUUGGAAGACAAGCUCCUAUGAAGGUUCAGAAAGCAGUGACGAGGACGACGAGAGCGAGAAGGGCGAAGGAGAAUCAACCGAAUUUGUCGCCGUUCCAUCAGAUGCUAACGUCUGGCAUGCUGACAAUGAGGGAGCUAUGUGGACUCCCCAGGCAUCUGAGACCGCUUGAGCGAUCAAGAUUGAAAUUUAUGCUGGAUGUCCUAUGUAAACUGGAUCUGCAUAACACGCAUUAUGAUGGGACAUGUAAAACGUUCGAUUUUGUUACAUAUAGACGCCGCCACGACUCCAACUCUUGAAUGAUUUUAACACUGCAGCCACUGGAAAAAUACAAAUCCAGUUGCCUUACUUUCGACCAUUGCUUUGAGGGUCACAGUUACAACAAGUUCUUGACAUGGGAUUCGUGUGGGUAUCAUCAUGAACUGAGUAAAAGUACAACAAGUAAAUAUGUUACUUAGUGACCUCUUCCACGGUAACGGCCUCUUCCUCGCCAUUUGCCUCGGCCACCAUGACCACCAUGGCCUCCUCUAUAUCUGCCCCCAUCAUCCCGAUCUCUAUCUCUCUGUUGGUCGCGUGACCUAUCCAUAUCAUCCUGCGCAGGAUCCAUCCGAAUGUCGUCUUCUUUCUUCUCCUCUGACUUGAGGGUUGGCUUCUCCAGAUCCUUUGACCACUUGGGGUGGGCGCCUUCCUUGCAUUCAGGUCCAUCGGGACAGAACCCCGCCAGGUAGAAAACACAGAGCUUCCUACGCACGUGCUUCUUUGAACAGUUGGGUCCGAGGGGGCAGAACCCCAUAUCGUAGUGAGGGCAGGGUGGCAGCCGACUUUGGGGGUCGAUGUGCAGGUAUAGACAUUCGUCACCGUUCGAGCAAUACCCGUUUCGCAUAAAGAAAUUACACUCAGGCAUCUUUCGAAGAUUGUACUCGUGGAGGAACUCGCAAUGCUCGCCCUUCUUGCACAAGCCACGCAGCCAAUGUUUACACACGAGCGAGUUGAGACCACCACUCGGCUGUGACGUCUUAGAAUCAGAGACGUGUCGUUCAGGACAUCGUGUGCCGUUGGGGCAGUGGCCCGACUGGAAAGCUUUGCAUAUAGGCCGGUCGGGAGACAGGCCGACCUGAUACGUUUGUCGGAGAAAUGGCGAGAAGCGGAAGUUGUAGGGCGUGGCAGAGUGGUUGAGGAUGGCGGCGGCAGGAGAUUCGACGGCGCCGGGCAUGGUGUGCGAGAAUGGCGCAGGCUGAUCGCCUAUAGAGGAUGGAGUGAUUGAUUUAUUGCUAGUAAUGUUCUUUCAAAAUUCCGCCUCGGGUGGUUGUGGAUGCUGCUUUGUGCGCGCUGUAAUAACUAAGGUAGUUGCUCUGUUGAUGUCAAGGUCAAGAUUUAGGCCAAAGCUUUGGUCGCUAACAUUUUCCAUAGCUACAGGUACAAUGCGGCGAUCGAGGUUUGUCAGCGACUAGGAUCGCCGCCAUGCCAACGUCACUCCACACAAGCUUCCAGGUCCCUUGAACUUGUGGACUUGAGCUUCGCUAUCCUCAUACGCCCAUUUUAAGAUAUUAUUUGUUUGCCAUGACAUUCUUAUAUUAUUUAAACUGUUUAAGGUAUCUUAGCGAAGGAAGGGAAGUGCUUACUAGCUUACUUCCACGGUAAACUCUUGUCAUCGCCACCACAGGUGUUUUGGCAAGACACAGCAGGAACCAGGCAUCUCCUGAACCUCCAUCUUGUCUUCCAUCCUCAAAUGCUGACCAUGAAGGUCUUUCUGCCUCAGUAACCACAAAAUUCGAGAGAAAUCACGAAUCAGAACCAAGACUCGCCACGGAGCCUUGUUCCCUAUACUUCUGGCCAUAAACGAUACGACAGUUCAUGUAUCGGGCUUUCAACGGCUUGAUAGCCAUCGAACCAAUCAGAUCCAUGAUGUUAGCUUCCAUCAACUUCCCCAAGUCUCUCAUUCCUUCGUCCUGUGACCAGCAUGAGAUGGGCACUUUCUCACUGACCGCCUGAACUUGAGUGAAGCCAGCGGCUAUGAGACUUUUCCGAACGUCUUUCUUACCAAAGUUGGUACAGCCGUAUUUUCGUAUCCCCUGAGCGCAUGUGUCGAAGAAAACUCGCAAUGGAUCAUCUGUUUGCAUGGUACCAUCAUCGCAGCGAACUGUGUAGUCGUAAUCUUGAAACUCGAUCCAUCCGCCCUCCUUCAGAUGUCUUCUCUUUAUUAGCUGGACAUCACAUAUGAGGCAUUCGACUCACUCGUGGGCAUUAGCAACCAUUGUGUCCAAGUCGAGAAGAAAUCCGACCAUUCCCCUGAGAUGUACCAUAUCAAAGUCCUUACCACUGGCCCAGCAGGGGUCCUCGCAGUCUUCAACAAACAUGGAUGUAUUCGGAGGCAUUGAUUUAGGCUGAAUGGGUGAUAGAUCGGUUCCUAUCACACUGGUCUUGUCAUACUCAUCGGCCACUGGGUCUUGUUAGAAGGGCAGCUGGAAUAUUUCCAUAUAAGCUCACCGUCUAUCACCCAUGCCCCUACAAACUGUAAGCACAGAACAGCCAAACGUGUACUUGUCACUCACCAUUUCCUGUCCCGAGAUCGAUUAUCUUCUCCGCUUCGUUGUCAACUUCAGACAGAAAGAAUUUACCACCCUGCAUCAACCAGAUGGUUAGCUAUUGCUUUGACUCUAAUCGCUGUUGCCCAAGAACCUUAACAUACCAGAAGCUGCUGCAUCAGGAAAUGUUCAGCUAGCUCGCGACACUGCUCGCCUUCGUCAUUGGGUAGCGGAUAUCUGCCAGCCAAAUAGGCGUGAUAACGUCGGCCGUGAGAGUGCUCAUAGUCGAAUAUGCUGGCUGCCAAUGAAGUGCAACAGCUUGACUCAUCGUCCUGUUGCAAGCAUUCAGAACGAGCAUCGUGAAACACAAGCUCAAAUUCAUCCGUGUCCUGGUCCGUUGGGGUGUAUGUUGUUUCAAUACCUGGCUCGGAAAUGAUCGAGAAAGAGUGACUAUCAGACUCUGGCAUCUUGGUUGUGAACUCGCGGAAAGAAAUUGAAAGGAAGACAACACAGCUAUACAGAAUAGGGACUCGGCGCUGUUUAUCAUCUGUUGGGAUGCUCUACUACGGUUGCGCCACAUUGAUCAUCUCUGUAAAACCAGCCAAGUACACAAGGGAUGAGAAUUUCUGGCUUCAGUAUUAUCAAUAUAUGCGGGAGGUCAUCUGCACGUUUGCUACCGUGAUGGUGACCCCUCCUUCUCGCAGGACUUCACCUCUCAACAUUGGUGAGAUACACCUCAUGUGGUAUGUUUCGCUACAGCCUACAUGCUUGUGCGAGUUGUUGGUGAUAAGCUAUGCGGAUGGCGCAUAACGACAAUAUGCGAUUCGACUGUUGGUCCGGAUUGCGAAGAAGGGGGGCCAACUGCGUUUGUUUGCUUCUCAUGGGGCGCUGUGCCGAAGUAAGGCGAAGAGGCCCCUCAGUGAACCUAAAACUGAAACAAAAUUCAAGUCAGUUGGUCAUAUACAUUCCAUUG